GACACUCCCUCCAUCCUGGACUGGCCUCUCCCUCAGCCGUCUUACGACGAGGUCGCCACGGAGCUCGAGGACCAAUCGGAGGACCAGGAGGUGAAGUCUAUCAACAGGCGUCUGAGUGAGGAGGCCACGCCUGGCGCCACUGUUGUGGGCAGGAGCGAGUCGCAGUCAGCUGACCUGUUCCAGGAACUACAGAGAGAGGUGAUGGUGAAACUGCAGGUUCCCAUGGCAACGGGCCGCUCCCUCCCCUCCUCCCCUCUCCCGAUCCCUCUGGCUCCGUUGGGCCCCCACAGACAGAUCCUCCUCCCUCCUCCCUCCCCCUCCUCAACCUUUGCCUCCUGCUUCGAGGACCGGCCGGUGCUACCUCCUCGCAGCCCUGUCCCCCCGCUGCGUCCCUCCAAACACAACCUCUCCGUCCGCACCACCCAGCCGCAGGUCCGCUCCAGCUCCAUAUCUGUGGGGGACGAGGAGGACACGCCGCCCCAGAUCCCACCUAGGGACCACGCCUUUUCUCAGCCGGGCUCCCGCUCCUCCUCUCCCCUCCCACUAGCCCCGCCGCCCUCCGCCUCGCCCGUGGCUCUUCCCCCUCCUCCCCUCUUCGUCUCUCCACGGCGGACGGCAGGACUCCUGGGUCCCCUUCUGUCCUCAAGUUCCCCGUCCUCCUCCUCCUCCUCUCCACUGUCUCAAGCCACAUCCCAUCCUUCACGCCUCGCAGCUCCCGGCUCCUCUUACUCCUCCAGUCCUCUUCUGGACCCUCUCUCCUUCCGUGAGGGACGCGGCCUGUCCUCGUUGAUUGACAGCUCCCAGAGCUCUGCUCCUGCCCCGCUGCCGGAGAGACCAGCUUUUCUGGAAAGAUACGGAGCAGCCAAUAUGGUGGCAGUCAAACCCAUGAUGCAGCAGAAACCAGGCGGAGCCAAACCUAAUUCCUCUUACAACAACAACAAUGGGUGGACUGCAGCUCCCAGCAUGCAACAGGAGCAGAGCAUCACACAGGUGCAGGCAGCAGUGCAUGGUGUCACGAUGGAGGAGUGUAAGUCCGCCCUGCAGAGUCACAACUGGAGGAUCCCUCAGGCCGUCAACCAUCUGAAGGUGGAGCAGUUGUUUCGGUUGGGGCUGCGGUCGAGAGCUGAGUGUGAGAAGCUUCUGCAGCUCAGCCAGUGGAACCUGGAACAGGCCAGCACGGUGUUGUUAGAGACGUACGGACCCCAUCUGAACAGGAAGUGACAGCGGUCACAACGAGGUGCAAACCAACAACUGAUGAUCCCCUCGGGAUGACUCAUCGCUCCGAGGACCCAAGACGUAGCAAUGCUUCUUAAUGAAUGGAGGAAUAUAAGGCAGUAUUACGUGCCUCACUCUAUGUACUGUGAACACUUGCUACUACUUGCGUCAUAUACAUGCAUGCUCAUCAUUAGCUUACAGAGCAGCUUGUUAAAUGAGUCACACACUAUGUACUUGAAACGUUGAUAUUUAUGUUUUUGCUACUUGCAUAACGAGAGUAGAGUUUUUUUCCGCUGAGCGCUACUGCAAACUUUUUGUGGGUGUGAGAUUUGCGUGCAUGUGUGUUUUGCGUGUGUGCAAGUCUGAGCUUACACCGAGGUACCAACACUGUAAACGUCCAUGCCUUUUCGCUGUUAAUGAAAUCAGGGAAGUGUGAGCUAACGAGUACUCGUAUGUUUCCGUGAAAAUGUACAGAUAAGACGCUGUAUUGUAUUUAGCACUUUACCGAGUGUGGAUAUUUCCGCGGAUGUGUUAACUGCUGGUCAGGAGAAGAUAAACAAUAUGUCUUGUUAGUGCAGCCAACACAGAUACCGACUGUAGCAUACUGAGUAUUUUUAAUGAAUCAUUUGUGUUUAAAGCUUUGUGAGAGAUUCGUCAAAUGAAAGAAGUUAUCGUAGGCAAUUAAAUCUCAUGAACAACAGUCAUAGUCACUGAGUUAAACAAAUUAUACAUUUAAUGUGAUAUAAAAGUGAUGUUAAGCUUUUCCUCCAGUGAAAACUACUGCUGUAUGAUAAUCACAACAUCAUGAAUAUGUAGUAUGUGUAUGAGUAGGUGUGCUUAGCGUUGUGGAUAUAGAACCUUCACACAUCCUGAGUGUGAUCACACCCGGAUUCAUCAGCAGCUAAACAGAAAAGGAAAUGAUGAAGGAAUCGUUUGUCGUUGCAGCUACUCUGGCUUUUAUCCGGCCAGCGAUCACUUUAACUGAAUCAUUAAAGCAGCUUAUAAAUGUAAUAUAUGCAAAUAUGUCCUGGUGUUUUAUAAUAAACUGA
This is a messenger RNA of Paralichthys olivaceus (Japanese flounder), 2264 nucleotides long. The record is from RefSeq and is a predicted model, not a curated record. Lineage: Eukaryota; Metazoa; Chordata; Actinopteri; Pleuronectiformes; Paralichthyidae.